AUGGAUUUAAAAAUAUAAACUUAAAGUCAAACAUUCCAAAUUUAUAUUCAAAAUUUAACUAUAAGAGAUCUUAAAUCAGAAUUAAAAAGAUUAAGGAUACUAUUGAAAGACAUUGUGUUAUAGUAAAAUAUUAUAACCAAACAUUAGUUUCUAUGAUAGCGAUUGUGAUAAAAUUGUAAUCAUUGACGAUAAAGAUAUUUAAUAUGCAUUUGAAUAAGGAAAAUAAAGAAAAAGAAAUAUAAUAAAAUUUUAUAUCUACUAUUAGUUAAAGGUAGCAAAAAUUAAUAAAACUAACAUUUUAAAUAAGAAAUCUAUAGAAUAAAUAACCUCUGAUGAUAGUGAAAUAAUAAAUAAAUCUCCUGUUAGUAAUUAGAGUUAUCAACUACCCUCUGCUAUUUUUUAGACUAGAGAAUAGAAAUUAUAGAUAGUUAUAGAAAAUUACAUGGAUAAACUUUUGAGUGAAAUGUAUGAAAUUUGA
Molecule: messenger RNA, 478 nt
Organism: Paramecium sonneborni
Lineage: Eukaryota; Ciliophora; Oligohymenophorea; Peniculida; Parameciidae
Source: the annotation of a GenBank genome assembly